Molecule: messenger RNA, 5688 nt
Organism: Amoebophrya sp. A120
Lineage: Eukaryota; Dinophyceae; Syndiniales; Amoebophryaceae
Source: the annotation of a GenBank genome assembly
AGAAAUAUUGUGCUGACUUUCGCUGUUGCUGGUGAUGCUAUCCCAUAACUACCCAUUUUUUUUGAGGUUGCAUGACACCGAAGUGAUUGCAACAUUCAAUAACCUAUCCUUUGGUUAUCUCCGCUGCGUGAAGUAAUUAGUUGCUUGAAGACCAAACUUCGCAGCGUUUUCACUCAAAACAUGUUCCGUGGUGGUCCGGUCGCUGCGAAGCCCGCGGGCAAGGCCGCCGCGAGCGCCGGCGUGCCGAGCAAAGGACCGAUAAAGGCCACGGCAAAAAGCGUUCCGGGGUUGAAGCAAGCGGUCACUGCGGUCCGAGGUGUGAACGCGGUGGCGGCAAAGCCGGCUACUACUCCGCGCGCACCGCUAGCGACGCCUCGGAUGCCUGGAGGACCAACAUCGAGUCCUAGUACCACCACCGGACUAAGGGGAGAGACUCCGAGGGCCAAAGCGAAAGCUGGAGGAAGUAUAGCUGGCAAAGCCGCUGGUCCUCCUGGCGCAAAGGCUUCCGCAAGCCCACGUCGGUCAGCUUCGUUUCAGACGAGCACAACUGCACGUGCAACCGGUGAUCCUUCUACAGCCGUUCAAGAAAACGAAAACGACUCUCAGCUCACGGGGACCCGCCCAGGCGGCCGGAAAUCCGCGACGCCGCGGACCAGCGUCCGCGCGAAUUCGAAGCUUGAGGAGGGUAUGGUCACACUGAAUGUGAGCGAACUGGAAACCCGAAUCAGCGACAUCAUCGCCAGAAAGAGCGGAGCGGCUGUCAUACCAGCCGUAGGUGGAGGAAAUGCGGCGAUCCGGAAGAGCCUAGCGGCGCCCGGUAUCGCCGCCGCUGCGAAAGUGCUUGAAGCCGCAAGAGCGGGCAAUGUGGACGUCUUGACCGAGCUGUGUGGGUAAAGAUUUAAGCUUUGGCUCUGCUCCUGUGUCAUUUUCGCUAGUGUUUGAAAACUGAAGAUCGUCGGUGUAAAAGUAAAUGCGUGAUCAGUAGCAACAUUCUGAUUUUAUCAAUCUUCACUAAAAACGAUUUUCAGCACUCCGGAGCAGUUCUCCAAUUUGGACCAAAUUGAGGACGAGGUCGCCCGUGCCCGCGAGUUCAUUACCCCGAAUGUCCAGGACGUGCGCUGGCGGACGCCAUUGAUGUACGCCUCAGCGUUUGUACGAAAAAGUAAAAGAAAGAAGUGUUUCUUUCAGUAUCAUGCGGCUGAUGUUACGUAUUUCUUUUCCAACACAGAGCACGCAUUGUCUGCAGGCUCGCUUUUGGCUUUUCCAUGUACACUAAAAGUACCUACCCGCAAAUUCGUUGACGGAGGAAUUGGAAAACUGGUGUGGAAUUCUGUGCUGUAGCUGAGAAGGCAUAUUGUUGUUCGUGUUGGAAUAUUGUCUCAGCCGCACGCCGCUGCCAGGCAUUUUUUCGUUUCCAUGACCUGCACGCUUCGACGCAGUAAUGUUCUUGAUCGACGACCCGUUGUUGCAAGUUAAUCUCCGCGACGACACCAACAAAACAGCGUUGAUGUACGCUUGUCGCAAGGUCUUCGCACCCGAGGCCCGAACGUCAACUACAAGUCAUACCGCGACCGACAAAACUACGAUCAAGCAGCGGCAGCACGACAGCAAGCGCGCCGACAUCGUGGAAAUGUUGUUGGGCGAGGACGCAGACGUCGGGGCCGUGGACCAGUACGGCGAAACGGCGCUGCACAUCGCGGUCGACGUAUGGAAGGGAAAGGAUUUGAGCCAAGUCUGGGGUUUGAAAAGUGCAAGUUUCCCGUAUGAUAUGAAGCAUAACGUGAAAGAGUACUCUGGUUUUCUGAGUAUCAGCAAGCAUGACAAACUCUGUCGACUUCACUCAAGCUUUUCUCUCGAUAAAACGAGGGAGACCGCAACGUGGUGGACGUGUUACUUACCUACUGCCUCAGCGAGGGCUACGAGGAUGUGCUGCUGAAGAAGGACUACGACGGGGUCAGCCUCCUCGACAUUGCCGCCAUGAACGAGGACAUUAAGAUGGGGGUUUUGCUGCUCCGCGCCGGUUUAGAAUUUCAGGAGGACGAGCAAUCGGAGUUCGCAAAAGCGGUGAAGCGGUACGACUUUGAGUUUCCGGAGGACAUUGAGAACACCACGGAUCUGGAACCCGAAAUGUACGCAGAUGACGGAGAGCAAGACCAGGACAACGAUGUUAAGAAGACCCGACGUUUGUUGACGACGAAAACCGGGAUCGCAGGACCGGACAAGGAUAAAAAACUUACGCCCGAAUUCCUGGCUUUGGAAAUGCAGUUGAAGACCCUUGCAGGUAGUCUGUACCGUGCGUCAAGGACCAGUCAGGAGGGCCACAUGCAGGUGGAUUUGAGUCCGGACUUCGAAAGGAGCGGGUCUGGUAUGGGGAUUGGAGCAAAUCAACCCGAUGUCUUCACUAUCACGCCACUAGAUCCUCUGCAGGACCAGGAGGACGCAUUUCUCUUCGCCAGCCACCAGUCCGGGCAGAUGAUGCGGAAAAUGUACGAGCGGAGGCAGCGGUCGGUUCUGUCCAUGGCGGACAUUUUGUCCCCGUCUCUGAGCAACCUCUACUUGAUGAAGCUCUACCAGGCGAACGAGCCGAUUGACGCGGCGCUCGAAGCGCAGAUGAUCGGCGCGCAAAUGAUCCAAGUGCAGGAGACGCCGGAGCAGGCGCUGGACGCAUUGCAAAACGCGAUGGGGUUGAAGUCGCUGGAGAACCUCCGGAUCGCGCUGACGCACUGCGGCCGCCUGGCGGACGAGGUUUCGGACGCGGAGAAAGCGAUGCUGCACUGGGACGAGAUGAUCCUGAAGGCGGAGAAAGCUGUUGAGGCACUCCACCUAAAAGCGGGGGUGCUGAACCGGUUGGGUAUCCAGAUCGCGAGUUUCUCCGCGAAAUACAAGUCGGGCGACGAGCUGACGGAGGAGAUUCUGGCGUUAGAGCGGGUGUUGAAGGAAGCCGAGGCGUACGGGUGCUCGAAGGAGCAAGACGAGGUGGUUUCUGGUUGUUACACGGUGUUGGAAAAAGCGAAACGGCGGCGUGACGCAAGAGCAGAGCUGCGGAAACUGGCGGAAGCAGGGGAUUUCGAAUCUUUCGAAAUGAUCUUGAACCGGUAUCGCCAGGUGCGGCUCAGCGGCCACGCGACACCCAACCGCGCACUCUCGACCUUCGAGCGAGUGACGGAGAUGCGCGCGACCUUCCGGGCGAAGGUGACGGGCGGCGCGAGCGGGCGGCUGGCAUCGAUUCGCGACGAGAAGGACCGGGUGACCACGACCGUGAAGAAAUCGGUGAGUCGGCAGUUCACCAGCCGCGUGACCCCGGGGUUCGCGCCGGAGUGCGAGGUGGUGCUGACCGCGAACGACUUGCGGAUGUUCGCGGAAAUGCUGUCGGCCUUCAAAUCGAAAGCGAAGGCGGAAGCGAACUUACUGCGGUUAGUGGAUCAGAAGCCGGUGGAUGUGGAAGCGUUGCAAGCGGCGGUGGCCACCGCCCGGGUCUUGCAGAUCGACGUGGCUUUCGCGGAGUCGAUUCUCCAAGCGGAGGUCCCCAGGAGGGAGGCGGUGUCCGCGUUGAAGCAGGCGAUGGCGAAGGGCGUGAUUGAGGAAAUCGAACUGGCGUUAAUGCGCUGCAAGCAGGUCUUCGAGGACAUGACAGCGUCCGCGAAGCAGUACCCGGUGUUGCUCGAAGCCCCAGCGUAUCUGGAGCGGGAACGGCAGCGCAUGCGUUUGAAGGGCGAGGUGGAAGAGUUGUUGCAACUAACCGAAAAUUUCCUGGAGUUCAACGAUUACGAGGAACACGGUGACAUGCUGAAGCAGUGGCGCGAACGAAUCCAAAAGUGCUUCACGGAGUGCAAACAAGCGGGAAUCGCCGAGUCGUUUCUGACGGGCUUUGAGCUGCGGAAGAAGAAACUGCACAACUUCAUCGAGGAUUUGAAGGGGUCGAUCCGGGUGUUCGUCCGUGUCCGGCCGUUGACGGGGAAAGAGAAGUCGAACAACGAAACGGAAGUGACGACGCAACUGGAUCUUUGUACCUUGACGGUCGGGGAUCCUGCGGGUUCUGCCGCCGAACGGCAAUUUACGUUCGACUCUUGCUUCUUCCCGUCCAGCACGCAAGCGGACGUGUUUGAAGACUCGCAGGAUUUAAUCCAGUCUGCUUUCGACGGGUACAACGUGACCAUUUUCGCCUAUGGGCAAACCGGCGCGGGGAAGACGUUCACGAUGUCGGGGACCAACGAGCACCCGGGGGUUGUCCCCAGGACCUGCAAUGAAAUUUUCCGCAUCAAGGAGCGCGACGCGAGCAGGUUCCGAACGACGGUGUCCAUCAGCAUGAUCGAACUGUACUGUGCGAAAUUCACGGAUUUGUUCCGGAAGAUGGAAAGCGCGCUCGGCGGGGGGAAGAAACCCGCCGCGGCAGUAAAGCCGGCGAAAGACAAGGAUGCGCAGAAGGAGCCGGAGAUCAACGUGCGGAUCGAGAAAGACGGGGCGGUGCGGGUGGAAAACGCCCGGGAACAACAGAUCGAGACGGCGGCGCAGAUGCUGUCGAUCAUCGACCAGGGAUUCUCGAACCGGGCGGUCGCUGCCACAAAGAUGAACAGCGAGUCGAGUCGUUCCCACUUGAUCACGAUCGUGCAGCUCGUUUCGGUCAAUCUGGAAACCAAGGUCCGCACGGUCGGGAAACUGUUGCUCUGCGAUCUCGCCGGGAGCGAGCGGUUGGCCAAGUCGGGCGCGGAGGGGCAGGCGCAGAAGGAAGCGAUUGAGAUCAACAAGUCGUUAACCGCUCUCGGUGACGUGAUCGAGGCGUUGACCAAGGUGGGAACGAAGAAGGGGGCCCAGUCGGUGAUCCCCUACAGAAAUCACAAGCUGACGCAGCUGAUGCAGGACUCGUUGGGCGGGACGGCGAAAACCCUGAUGUUCGUGAACUGCUCCCCCGCGGCGUCAAAUCAGGACGAAACGGUCAACGCGCUGAAGUGGGCGAAACGGGCAAAAAAUAUCAUCAACAAAAGGUAGUGUUGAGUGGGACAUUGUUGUUGGGGAAGCACACGCUGGUCGUGUGUGUACCUGAAAUUAUGAACAUUUUUUUUUCCAUUUUGGAUAGAUUGGUUUAGGUUUAUCGGUUUAUUUUUGCUACAGGGAUGUCAGUCUCAAGAUGAGCCAAUAUCUACAGCCUGAAUCAUCUGGAUGCGCAAUCGCCUCACCAGGAUUUGUUAAUUGAAUUUUGGCGGACCUAAGUAACUGCUCACGUUUUACAAAUGCUUUAUCAUGUACUCUAGUAUCUCAUUUUUCUCUAUUUUUGCAUUUUGUCACUUUUCUUCGUGUAUUCUGCUUUUACCAUCCUCGAGAGAUCGGUUUGAGUAUCUUUCAUUUUUCUAUAUCGGUCCAUGUCGCCUUACAUAAUACUGUAAUCACAGCAACCCGACACAGUGACUUAGUGUGCAACAUGAAGUUUGGUUCUCGGAAAAACAAAUCUGCGCUUUUCUUUCUCCAAAAACUUCGAUUUGCCAGCGGUUACAUACAGUGAGUUCAUCAAGCUUCUGAUAGAUAAAGACGAAUACGAAGUCACCUGGAAAUAAUCGGUCUGUUUUUCCGUGCCUGGAGCGAUAUUUCUUCGAGCGAACGUUUCUUUUUGAUAGUGGAUGUGAAGAAUGGCGCGUCUGAGAGAGAAUAUGGGAUAGUGGAGCACUUUGAGUAUGCGAUUAUUGGCGAAUUAAG